This is a messenger RNA of Didymodactylos carnosus, 438 nucleotides long. The record is from the annotation of a GenBank genome assembly. NCBI's taxonomy places the organism in Eukaryota, Metazoa, Rotifera, Eurotatoria, Philodinida, Philodinidae.
AUGACAUCAUCUCAGAAACAUGAUGAUGAUUGGAAACAGUGGCAACAAUGGCUUGAUUUAUAUGUAGAACGUCUUAAAAAAGAAAUUGACGGUAAUAGUACAGAUAUUGCUCAAUUAAACAAGAAACGAUUACAAAUUAUGAGAGAGAAUAAUCCAAGAAUUGUUUUGCGUAAUUAUCUGGCUCAACGUGCAAUUGAACAAGCCGAAAAGGGUGAUUAUAGUGAAGUGAGAAAUUUACUUGAAGAACUAAAAUAUCCAUAUGAUGGAAAAGAUAAAGAUGACAUUGAACUACAGAAACCAGAUGAACGAACACAGGGCGGAGAACAAGCACAGGCAAUAACUGAUCCAACAGAAAAAUGUUAUACUGGUGCCUGUUUAAAACCAAAUUUAUAUGAAUCACGUCCACCAUCUAAUGCAGCUCGUAUUCGUGUUACCUGA